Harpia harpyja (harpy eagle) is the source of this 3098-nucleotide messenger RNA. RefSeq names its product WASP family member 1 (gene WASF1). Gene Ontology annotation, cellular component: lamellipodium; cytoskeleton; SCAR complex. The record is from RefSeq and is a predicted model, not a curated record. Lineage: Eukaryota; Metazoa; Chordata; Aves; Accipitriformes; Accipitridae. The transcript has 11 exons. The coding region runs from base 666 to 2351 and encodes 561 amino acids. Gene Ontology annotation, biological process: actin cytoskeleton organization; positive regulation of Arp2/3 complex-mediated actin nucleation. Gene Ontology annotation, molecular function: actin binding; Arp2/3 complex binding; protein kinase A regulatory subunit binding.
GGGAGGGAGAGCUCCGAGACCUGUGCGACAGGAGAGCUGUAAGCCUCUAAGGAGGUGUCAUGUAACCUUUCAGCCUAGGGAUCCUCUUAUGCACUGACAAGCUGCUUCUCCCUUCUGCCUGGCUGGGGUUAUGAACAGUUUCCAGGGCUUGCUUGGGAGCAACAUGGUAACAGGGUUUUAUGAUCUUGGAAUGAAUUUUUCCUUUGCUGCCCGAGUGGCUUGGCUCUAAAGCUGCACAGUAAAUAUAGUGAUUUCAGAAUUUUUCAGGUUUCUGUUAAGAACUGCGUUAGGAAAGACAUCUUUUAUAGGAGCGAAGAAAUUGUUUGCGUACAGUAAAGUUCUGUUUGCUGUUGCACACCUGUUGCUCCCGUGCUGGGAUCGCUAAAUACGAUUGAGGAAGAAUCAUCAAGACCUUCUAGUGAUUGCAACAAACUGCAAAGAAUAUGUGGUCCGUAGUGGACAAAUUACCGGAAGGGGGAAAAAGAAAAAAGCAUGAACUGUAAAAAAUUAUUUGUCACUUCACUGGCAUCUGAGACAGGUAAAGGUUUAAAGAGAGAGAAUGAAAUAGUCUUUCAUUGGGCAAAGAAGAAAAGAUUUAUGUACUCACAGAGCAAUGAAUUCCAUCAGUACUAUGGAGGUUUGCUGGUCCUCUGACACAUUUCAGAAUGCCACUGGUAAAAAGGAACAUAGACCCCCGGCACCUGUGCCACACAGCUCUGCCCCGAGGUAUCAAGAAUGAAUUGGAAUGUGUCACCAAUAUCUCCUUGGCAAACAUAAUCAGACAACUGAGUAGUCUCAGUAAAUAUGCUGAAGAUAUAUUUGGUGAACUUUUCAAUGAAGCACACAGUUUCUCAUUUAGAGUCAACUCCUUACAAGAACGUGUAGAUCGCUUAUCUGUCAGUGUUACACAACUCGAUCCAAAGGAAGAGGAAUUGUCGCUGCAGGACAUUACAAUGAGGAAAGCUUUCCGGAGUUCCACAAUUCAAGAUCAACAGCUGUUUGACCGCAAAACUCUGCCUAUUCCUUUGCAAGAAACUUAUGACAUUUGUGAGCAGCCUCCUCCACUUAACAUUCUCACCCCUUACAGGGAUGAUGGAAAAGAGGGUUUGAAGUUUUAUACCAAUCCUUCAUACUUCUUUGAUCUGUGGAAGGAAAAAAUGUUGCAGGACACCGAAGACAAAAGAAAAGAAAAGAGGAAGCAGAAGAAAAAUCUAGAUCGCCCUCAUGAACCAGAAAAAGUGCCAAGGGCACCUCAUGACAGACGGAGAGAGUGGCAGAAGUUAGCCCAAGGUCCGGAGCUCGCAGAAGAUGACGCUAACCUCUUACAUAAGCACAUUGAAGUUGCUAAUGGCCCAGCUUCACAUUUUGAAUCAAGAUCUCAAGCAUAUGUGGACCAUAUGGAUGGAUCAUAUUCGCUUUCUGCAUUACCCUACAGCCAGAUGUCUGAACUUCUGAACAGAGCUGAAGAGCGAGUGUUGGUCAGACCACAUGAACCACCACCACCACCUCCCAUGCAUGGAGCAGGAGAUGUGAAACCUGUGCCUCCUUGUGUUAGUUCUACUACUGGCUUGGUAGAAAAUCGUCCUCAGUCACCAGCAACAGGCAGAACACCAGUGUUUGUGAGCCCCACUCCUCCUCCUCCACCACCACCGCCUCUUCCAUCUGCUUUGUCAACUUCAUCAUUAAGAGCUGCAAUGACUUCCACCCCUCCACCCCCAGUCCCGCCUCCCCCACCCCCUCCCACAGCGGCUCUGCAAGCCCCAGCUGUGCCACCUCCACCAGCUCCUCUCCAGAUAGCUCCCGGCGUCCUACAUCCAGCUCCACCUCCAAUUGCUCCUCCCCUAGCACAACCCUCUCCUCCUGUCACUAGAGCUGCCCAAGUGUGCGAAGCUGUACCAGUUCACCCAGUUCCUCCACAAGCUGAAGUACAGGGACUUCCUCCACCACCCCCACCUCCUCCCUUGCCUCCUCCUGGCAUUCGACCCUCCUCUCCUGUCACAGUUGCAGCCCUUUCUCACCCUCCUCCUGUUCUGCACCCUCCUCCCACGACCAUUGUCCCUGGCCCUCAUGCCCCCCUAAUGCCUCCAUCUCCACCAUCCCAAGUGAUUCCUGCUCCUGAACCCAAACGCCAUCCUUCGACUCUUCCUGUAAUCAGUGAUGCUAGAAGUGUUCUGCUGGAAGCAAUACGGAAAGGUAUUCAGCUACGCAAAGUUGAAGAGCAACGUGAACAAGAAGCUAAACAUGAGCGCAUUGAGAAUGAUGUUGCUACUAUACUUUCUCGUCGCAUUGCUGUGGAAUACAGUGAUUCGGAAGAUGAUUCAGAAUUUGAUGAAGUGGAUUGGUUAGAGUAAAAUUAUUACAUUGCUGUACACUGCAAAAUCGAAUGCUAAUGUCCAUUGUGGUGCUUGUUCUUUGAAAGUUUGAUGGUCAUUUCUAGUGGUUUUUGUAUUCUUUUCUUUACAUAAUUAAUCCAUGUUUUUCUACUUUUCAGUUUACAAAAAGCUCCUAGUGCAUCUUUGAAACUAAAUGUUUUCAGUGGCUUUUCUUACAAUUCUUUUUUGAAAGAACAUACUUUGUUCCAAUAGACCACUAAGUAUUAAGCAUGGGCAGCUGUUGGUAGAGUAGCAGUUUCAAUUUUUUGGCAUAUCUUAACUGUGCACUUUGUGAAUUUUAAGUUAAUGAAGGGAACGGAGAUUGACAUUCCAAGGGCAGCUGUAUGUACUAAUGAGCCUUAUUCCACUUCUGAUAGUGUUUUAAAACAUUACUAGCUAUCAAGAUAUCACUGCCUCGAUUACAUCUGUACACUAAAAGUACAUAUAGUUAGCAGCACUGAACACACUGAAAGGAAAAUGGAUCUUUGGGGAGUUUUAUUAUUGUUUUAUUGUUGUUUUUAAAUAAUUAUGGCCUUAUUUGAAUGUUUAGAGAUUCCCCUUCCCUUCUUCCCUCCCAGGUACAUAUUGUGUGGUACUAUUUUUGCCUGCAUAAUAAAAAUUUAAUUUUUUUUUUCCUUGUGAAAUCUUUUGACUUAAACAUGCUGUGUAACUUAUGUAACUGUUAAAAUAACAGUUUGAUUUAAUAAAUGGUUCAUUUUAAAUGUU